Vitrella brassicaformis is the source of this 351-nucleotide messenger RNA. The record is from the annotation of a GenBank genome assembly. Lineage: Eukaryota; Vitrellaceae.
UCACUUGUCCAGCAGUCCUUUCACCCGUCGCCUUCCUCUGCAUCGGCCUCUCGUGUGUGGCGGCACUUGCAGGAAGGUCCGCUGUGCUGCAUGCUCUCUCAGCCACCCAUACAGCUCCCGAAACAGCCACGCAUCAUAUGCACAGUACAGCAGCCUCCCCUCACUCAUCAAACCCUCACCCCUCCUGUGACCCCCAACGUCACUCCCCGACGGGAUCAUAUUCUCUCCUUCUCCGCCUCCCGCAAUCAGCUUUUGCACCACAGCUGCCUUGCUGCUCGUCUUGAGGGCGUCGCGCAGGUUGGCGUCGAUGUCCACGAGGUUCCCAACGGUGAGAUUCCAGUAAUCGGACAU